UCCACUUUUGUUUUGCCGUAAAGUCCUGUCUCUCAUCUAAAUUCAUUAAAACAUAUCUUAAAGUCUUAAUAUAAAUCAAAUCAACUGAAAAAUGGGCGAAGGCGAAGGUUCAAAGAAGGCAAAGACCGGGUCUAAGAAGAGAGCGGCCCGAACCACAUCCAAUGUGUUUGCCAUGUUUACCCCCCAUCAGGUCCAGGAGUUUAAAGAGGCUUUCCAAAUGAUAGAUCAGGACAAGGAUGGCUUCAUCUCUAAGAAUGACAUCAGAGCCACUUUUGACUCACUC
Molecule: messenger RNA, 283 nt
Organism: Medioppia subpectinata
Lineage: Eukaryota; Metazoa; Arthropoda; Arachnida; Sarcoptiformes; Oppiidae
Source: the annotation of a GenBank genome assembly